Molecule: messenger RNA, 6374 nt
Organism: Anarrhichthys ocellatus (wolf-eel)
Lineage: Eukaryota; Metazoa; Chordata; Actinopteri; Perciformes; Anarhichadidae
Gene: col4a6
Product: collagen, type IV, alpha 6
Exons: 48
Coding region: 190-5229 (1679 amino acids)
Biological process (GO): extracellular matrix organization
Cellular component (GO): collagen trimer
Molecular function (GO): extracellular matrix structural constituent conferring tensile strength
Source: RefSeq, a predicted model, not a curated record
GCGUUGCUGAGUCGAAGCGCAACAACCCGGAGAGCGCAGCAGCGACUUCACCGCUGCGACUUUGAUGACAGGGGCUUUUUUUUUUUUUUGGAGUCGUCGAUGAGCGCGUUUGAAGUGCCUUGCUGGUGAAGACAAGGGGAUCGACUCUGGACCUGCGGUUCCCCCCUCUCUGCCAGUCGGAUCCAAAAAAUGAAAUUCCUGAUUUGUGUGAUAACAGUCGCUUUGGUGGCGAGAUCUGCGCACGGAGGUACGUCUGACGAGCCGUGUGCAGGCAGAAACUGUGGCGAAGGAUGCAGGUGCAACCCAGAGAAAGGCAGCCGGGGUCGUCCGGGGAUUCUCGGCGAGGUUGGUCAGAGCGGACCAGAGGGGCCACGCGGGGGCCUGGGGCCCAACGGGCCUAAAGGAGAGAAGGGCCACGUUGGACUGAAAGGACCAUCUGGCCCCAAAGGAGACAAGGGACCUAUGGGAGUACCGGGGUUCCAAGGAACAGAUGGAGUACCUGGUCACCCUGGUCAGGACGGUGGACGAGGACCAUCAGGACUGGACGGAUGUAACGGGACCAGAGGACAACCUGGAGCGCCCGGCUACGGGACCGGAGGACCCGGAUCACCUGGAUUUGCUGGGCCUUCUGGGCCAAGGGGGCAGAAAGGAGAGCCUCGAUUCAUCUCUGAUAACGGUCUCACGAGUUUACCAGGUUUGCAAGGAAGAGACGGUCCAUCUGGUAUCAGAGGUCCUGAUGGUCCACCUGGGUUUCCUGGUCCCAGGGGCCCUGAAGGAUUCACCGGCCCGCCUGGUCCUCCCGGUUCUCCAGGGCUAAUGGGGAGCCGUAGUGACGGAUUUGAAGGAGAGAAAGGAGACAAGGGCGACGUGGGUCUUCCCGGACCCAGUGGUACUCCCGGCGACGGGUCGCUAAGAAGCGAACAAACUCUCACUAUCUACAAAGGAGAUAAGGGUGCGCCUGGCCCAAAAGGGAUCAGAGGGUUCCCCGGCAGUCCUGGCAGACCUGGACCUUUCGGCUAUCGUGGUGAACUUGGAGAGAAGGGCAUUCCUGGAUACCCCGGUGCCAGAGGUCCUCCUGGUUUUAACGGGCCUCCCGGACCUCCAGGACAACAGGGAUUCAGAGGUACUGCAGGUUUCUCGGGGCCCUCAGGAUACACAGGAGCAAAGGGAGACCAGGGAGACCCCGGAGCACCAGGACCUCCUGCUUACGUUAGUGGUGAGGGCACUGCUGUUCAAGGACUAACAGGUGACCCGGGUCUCCAUGGCCUGCCCGGAGCCCCCGGUGACCAGGGAUUCCCAGGAUACGCAGGACCACCAGGCCAACCAGGAGUUGGUGGUUAUGGCACAGGUGGUUCCGGAUCCCCAGGUUUUCCCGGGACCUCCGGCCCAAAGGGAGAGAAAGGUAACCCAGGCUUACCAGGCUACGGCUCCGAAGGAAGCCCCGGCAACCCUGGACCCCCCGGACCCCCCGGCACUACUGGACCUCAGGGCCCUACGAGUGGUGCCCCCAAUACUCUCCCUGGAGAGCCUGGACCUCCUGGUUCCAGAGGAGAGCCGGGUGAAAGAGGACAGGAUGGCUACAGAGGUGAUCCCGGUGACUGUAAAUGCUUCGGAGGAGGCACCUCGGGGUAUCCCGGGUUAGCUGGAGCCCCAGGAGUCAACGGCAACCCCGGCUUCGCUGGACGAAAGGGGGAGCAUGGUGACGGCGGCUCACCUGGCUUCAAUGGCAUCCAGGGACCUCCUGGUCGUUCUGGUGACAGCGGCUACUUUGGUCGUAAGGGAGAGAAGGGGACGUCUUACUACCCCAACCAGGGUUUCGGGGUGAAAGGAGAGCUCGGCGACACUGGACCCAGAGGACCUAAUGGUGAAACUGGAACACCCGGCAGAGACGGAGUGCCUGGCUUCCCCGGAUCCCCCGGACCCCCGGGUGACGGCGGCUACGGCACAAUUGGAGAGAAAGGUUUCCCAGGGUUCCCUGGGACAAAGGGUCGUCCCGGCGGCCCCGGCGAGCCCGGUAUCGGCUACGCCGGCACGCCCGGCUUUCGCGGAGAGCCUGGAGACCCCGGUAUUUAUGGGCUGCCGGGGCAACCGGGUUUACCCGGACCGAAAGGCACAGUGUUACCUUGCUCCAUACCCGGCGAGGGUGGAGACCCCGGUUACCCCGGUGGACCUGGACGACCAGGUCUUAAAGGUGAGCCAGGUUUCCCAGGAAACAUGGGACGUCCCGGGUUUGACGGUGGCAAAGGAGAGAGUGGAGACCCAGGUUCUGGAGGCCGACCUGGACCACAAGGUUUCCCCGGACCCAGAGGGGAUCCUGGACUUCCAGGUUCUCCAGGACAGAGUUUUGACGGAGGCAGGGCGAAGGAUGGUGUUCCAGGGCGUCCUGGAGCCAAAGGUCAGCCCGGAGAGGUACUGGGAGCCACACCCGGUGGCCCCGGACAGAACGGUUUACCAGGAACCCCUGGAGACAAGGGCCCGCCCGGGACACCGGGAGGACCUGGAUCACCUGGUGGUGACGGACGCUUCGGUGUCCCUGGGCUGAAGGGAGAGCGCGGCGUUGACGGGUUUCCCGGUAUCCCCGGCCUUCCCGGCCUUUCAGGUGAGCCGACUUUCGGCAUCCCCGGUCGGCCCGGAGCUCCUGGCGGCAGCGGACUGAGCGGAUCACCAGGCUGCCAAGGUUUCCCCGGUCGAAAAGGGGAAAGAGGAGACCCAGGUUUCCCGGGGCCAGCAGGAAUGAAGGGAACCCCAGGACAGCCCGGCACCCCUGGAUCACCAGGGUCUAGGGGACCCCCUGGACCUCCAGGACCAGGAACUAGAGACGGAAUCCCAGGAAUCCCAGGAAGGAAGGGUGAACGAGGUUUCCCAGGACUGACGGGUUUCCCCGGACUACCAGGUCGACCAGGAAGCCCAGGGUUUCCUGGAGCGAAAGGAGGGGCUGCAGGCCCCGGAAGAGACGGACUCCCCGGCGGUCCCGGAUUCCCCGGACCGAAAGGGGAGAGAGGAUACACCGGUCUCCCCGGUUUGCCCGCUCCUCCUCAUCGACAAGAGUUUGCGGAAAGAGGUGAACCCGGAACACCUGGAGGCAGCGGCCUUCCUGGCUUCCCCGGACCCAGAGGUGACAAGGGUCUGCCAGGUCAGCCUGGUCGUCAGGGUCUGCCUGGACUUCCCGGAUACGCUGAGCAGAGUAAAGGACAGCCGGGACAGCCUGGGUUCCCCGGGCCGCCGGGAAGUCCAGGCUACCCCGGGCCGAAGGGAGAAGGUGGAAUCAUGGGAUUCCCCGGCAUGUCAGGACCACGGGGCGAUGACGGUGCGCCUGGUUUUCCUGGCAACCCUGGAGAGUUUGGUCGUUCCGGUGGAAAAGGUGCACCCGGAGAAAGUUAUGGUUAUCCUGGAGGUCCAGGAGCUAAAGGCCAGCCAGGAGAGUCAGGUUUCCCAGGUGGCCGCGCCAUCGAUGGCGCCCCCGGUGACAAUGGCUUUCCGGGAGGUCCAGGUUUCCCCGGAGCGAAGGGAGGUCCUGGUGAAGGAGGGCGGCCUGGAAUAAUGGGCUCCCAUGGUUUCCCCGGGCCCAAGGGCCAGCCCGGCUACCCAGGAAGAAGAGGAGAAGACGGGACUCCUGGUUUGCCUGGAGGUCCUGCAGGUCCUGGCGCCAAAGGUUUGCCCGGAUCCUCUGGUUUGGACGGACUUAAUGGCCUUGGUGGACCUAAAGGCCUCCCUGGAACCCCAGGUGGGAAUGCGGGAGGUCGCCCAGGUUCCCCCGGUGCUCCAGGAUUUAAGGGGGAGAGAGGCGUCUCCUAUCCAGGAGGUCCAGGCUACUCCGGACCGAAGGGAGAGAGAGGAGAUUCAGGUGGUCCUGGACGAGUAGGGUUCCCUGGUCUGCCUGGACCUCCUGGUCCCACUGUGGGGUCAAAUGUUCCCGGACCUUCUGGAGACCCCGGUCUCCCUGGACUGGACGGAGAUUAUGGUCGCCAAGGUCCUUCAGGUCCCCCCGGCCCGCCUGGUCCAGGCACAGCCCAGGGAGACAGAGGAGACUCUGGGCUCCCGGGCUUCCCUGGCUCCCCCGGCAGGAAAGGAGACCCAGGCAUCCCCGGAGGCCCCGGACUCCCCGGCAGCUCCAACUUCAAAGGAGGACGAGGUGAGACCGGCUACAGCGGAAGUCCUGGUCUCACCGGUUUCCCCGGUGACCCUGGUUAUUAUGGUAACAAAGGACCCAAGGGAACACGAGGCCGUCAAGGUCGUAAGGGAAUCCCAGGAGUCGCGCGGCCACCGGUGCUCCCCCCCUCGAGAAUCUACGGAGAAAUGGGUUUCCCCGGGGGAGCCGGCGGCUCCGGUGGCCCCGGAGAACCUGGUCUGCCUGCAAUGCCUGGACGCCCAGGUCCGAAAGGUCAUCUCGGUCCUGUGGGUAAACUUGGCAGGACCGGAUCUCCUGGUUUUCCCGGACCUAUCGGCGACGCCGGACCCCCCGGUUUCCCCGGAUCCACUGGAGAACAAGGUCCCACCGGUGCAGUCGGUCGUCCCGGCUCUCCCGGCGGCAUCGGCCGCAGUUCCAGCAUCGGCUACACUCUGGUGAAGCACAGCCAGAACGCCCAGGUCCCCAUGUGUCCUCAGGGCAUGGCCACGCUGUGGGACGGAUACAGCCUGCUGUUCGUGGAGGGACAGGAGAAAGCACACAACCAGGACCUCGGUCAGCCAGGGUCCUGCCUCCCCAGGUUCAGCACCAUCCCCUUCCUCUACUGCUCCCCCAACGAGGUCUGCUACUACGCCAGCCGCAACGACAAAUCCUACUGGCUCUCCACAACCGCACCCAUACCCAUGAUGCCUGUGGUCGAGCAGCAGAUACAACCUUACAUCAGCAGGUGUUCUGUGUGUGAGGCUCCGUCUCAACCUGUGGCGGUCCACAGUCAGGACAUGGCCAUCCCCACCUGUCCUCCCGGCUGGAGGAGUCUCUGGAUAGGAUACUCCUUCCUCAUGCACACGGCAGCCGGCGCUGAGGGCGGCGGUCAGUCCCUGCAGUCUCCCGGCUCCUGCCUGGAGGAUUUCCGCGCGACGCCGUUCAUCGAGUGCAACGGGGCCAAGGGCAGCUGCCACUUCUUCGCCAACGAGUACAGCUUCUGGCUCACCACCGUGGAGCCCAGCCAGGAGUUCGUCUACUCGCCAGCGCAGGAGACCCUGAAGGGAGGCCAGGAGCGCUCCAGAGUCAGCCGCUGCCAAGUCUGCAGCAAGAUCUUGUAGUAGGAGGAGGAGCGGAGGGAUGGAGGUGACAUAUAAACACCUCAAAGGAAAAGGUGCUGAUGACGGAGGAUGAGAUGAUUUAUAAAGAAAUCUAUAAAAAGAACAUUGACUGAAAACGAGCCCCGCUCCUGCUUCUCUCAAGAAUCGAGUCGAACGACAUCGACUCCGUUUUUUUUAGAGAUUUUGAUCCCUUUUAGGAACGAAUGGCUUGUUACAAAAAGAAAAACAAACGAGAGUUUGAGUGAGGAAAUGGAAAGAGCAGAGCUCCAUCGCUCUCCUCUAGAUUAUCACUGACAAUGGUGCUAUUGUUUAAGUGUUUAUUUUGUGUCUUGUCUUCUGUAUUUUGUGUCGGUUUGUGGCGAGAGUCAUUCUCGGCUACCUCGGAGAGUGGCGCUCUGGUUUGGCACUGCACCGCUUACACAUCAGGGCCGGACGUCUGCUUCAGGUGAUCGGCUCAGACGGUUGAGUCCAGCUUUGGUGUGUUUGAGAAUUGGUUGAAUCUAAAGGUCUUAACUUUUGUGAGCUGAUCUAACUGAAGCAGAAUCACCUGAUUCGGGUUCAAAACACGAAUUUUUCAGCGUAGCGGGCGCCAUGAAGCUUUUCUUCUUUUUGCAUUUACUGCCGGCUACGACCACUUUUACUGCGGUGAUGUCACAGAUUGUGUCACGUUAAAAGCUGCAGAAAUUAAUCAUUUCAUAAAGGUACGGAAAUCAAAUAACCUGCUUAAAAGCAUUUAAGUGAGCUAUCAGUGUGCUACGUGCAACUUUUUGUCAAGCUGAUGUACAGAAUUUACCUCAUUUUCUAUGUAAAGCAUCAGACGCACGAGAGAAAAUUGUAAAGAAUAGAGAGAGUUGAUAAAUUUACAAGCAAAUUAGUGGUGGAACACAACUUGUUCAGUCAAUACUGAACAUUUUAAAUCAGAUACCAGACCAACAGCAACUUUUAGGGCAGAAAAUAACAAUAAGCUUUUUCCAAUAUCCUCUUUAUAAUUUCCAUCUUUGCUCAUUUGAUUUGACUUUCUAAGAACAUAAAUAUAUUUUCAGGUGAGAAAUAUCAAAAAAAAUAAGCCAAAUUAAGGUCCACUGUCUUCAUUUUUAUUCUUUUAAGCAAGUUGCAAUUCUCCACAAGUUGAUUUAAAUAGUUUG